CUUUCGUUAUACGUUUGUGAAGCCUCAUAGCCGGUUAUUCGAACGUAGAUUCUCUCCGAGACAGGCCUCAAUAAGUUGCUCUACAGUUUUCUGUAAAUUUUCUUUGUCGUGUGAAAAAUCUUAUAAAAACUCAAUAUGCGUGAAUGUAUCUCUAUCCACGUUGGCCAGGCUGGUGUCCAGAUUGGUAAUGCCUGCUGGGAGUUGUACUGCCUGGAGCACGGCAUCCAGCCCGAUGGUCAGAUGCCCUCUGACAAAACCGUCGGUGGUGGCGAUGAUUCAUUCAACACCUUCUUCAGCGAGACCGGCGCUGGCAAGCAUGUGCCGCGUGCUGUGUUUGUUGAUCUGGAGCCGACUGUGGUCGAUGAGGUACGCACUGGUACUUACCGUCAACUGUUCCACCCCGAACAGUUGAUCACUGGCAAGGAAGAUGCCGCCAACAACUAUGCGCGUGGUCACUACACCAUUGGCAAGGAAAUUGUUGAUCUGGUGUUGGAUCGCAUCCGCAAGUUGGCUGAUCAGUGCACUGGUCUCCAGGGCUUCCUGAUCUUCCACUCUUUCGGUGGAGGCACUGGCUCCGGUUUCACCUCGCUGCUGAUGGAGCGCCUGUCUGUGGACUACGGCAAGAAGUCCAAGCUGGAAUUCGCCAUCUACCCCGCACCUCAAGUGUCCACUGCUGUCGUUGAGCCCUACAACUCAAUUCUGACCACGCAUACGACUCUUGAGCACUCUGACUGCGCCUUCAUGGUAGAUAAUGAGGCUAUCUACGAUAUCUGCCGUCGCAACUUGGACAUCGAGCGCCCCACAUACACCAAUCUAAAUCGUUUGAUUGGCCAGAUUGUUUCUUCGAUCACAGCUUCGCUGCGUUUCGAUGGUGCCCUGAAUGUAGAUCUGACUGAAUUCCAGACCAACUUGGUGCCCUACCCACGUAUCCAUUUCCCACUGGUCACCUACGCCCCUGUCAUCUCUGCCGAGAAGGCUUACCACGAGCAGCUCUCUGUGGCUGAGAUAACCAAUGCUUGCUUUGAGCCAGCCAACCAGAUGGUCAAGUGCGAUCCCCGUCAUGGCAAAUACAUGGCCUGCUGCAUGUUGUACCGUGGUGAUGUUGUGCCUAAGGAUGUCAACGCCGCUAUCGCGACAAUCAAGACCAAGCGUACCAUUCAGUUCGUGGACUGGUGCCCAACUGGCUUCAAGGUGGGCAUCAACUACCAGCCACCCACUGUAGUGCCUGGAGGUGAUUUGGCCAAGGUACAGCGCGCCGUAUGCAUGUUGUCCAACACCACGGCUAUUGCCGAGGCCUGGGCCCGUCUGGAUCACAAGUUUGACUUGAUGUAUGCCAAGCGUGCUUUCGUCCACUGGUACGUCGGUGAGGGUAUGGAGGAAGGCGAGUUCUCCGAGGCCCGUGAGGAUUUGGCUGCUCUGGAGAAGGAUUACGAGGAGGUCGGCAUGGACUCUGGUGAUGGUGAGGGUGAGGGUGCCGAGGAGUACUAAACACACUCAAAAGAACAACGCACACGUAGCAAGCGUCAUUGGUGGACGGUAAAGACGUCGAAACCAAUGCCCACGUUUUGCCUUCAACAAGAUUAAAAAAGAAAAGAAACAACACUCGAGUAAACGUUGGGGAACACCUACUAGUAUUUUAAUGACAGACACAUUACACGUAAAUAGCAAAAAGAAAAAAACGAAUCGCUCUAAAACUGUGUACUAAAAUAAAGUCAGCGAAUAGUCAGUGUUGCCAGCAAAAGAAA
This is a messenger RNA of Drosophila hydei, 1745 nucleotides long. It is a transcript of the gene alphaTub84B, whose product is annotated as tubulin alpha-1 chain. Gene Ontology annotation, biological process: mitotic cell cycle; microtubule cytoskeleton organization. Gene Ontology annotation, cellular component: cytoplasm; microtubule. Gene Ontology annotation, molecular function: structural constituent of cytoskeleton; GTP binding. Lineage: Eukaryota; Metazoa; Arthropoda; Insecta; Diptera; Drosophilidae. The coding region runs from base 136 to 1488 and encodes 450 amino acids. The record is from RefSeq and is a predicted model, not a curated record. The transcript is spliced from 2 exons.